CCACGCCGACGGUAUCGGACCCGAUCUUUUGCUGAUUUGGGUCUUUGAGUUUCCAAGUCCUUCCAUACAAUGGCAGGCCCAUAACCACCUUCUCACGAUAGAUCCCGGCCUCGACCCAUGAAGUUAGCCCGUAACUCGUGCUUAUGUUACUAUUUGGGUCACAAAGGGCCUCAUGGGCCCCGUUUUUUGAAGUACAUUGCGUUGAUCCAAUCCAGAUUUCGGUUAAUGGACUGGACCGGGUACGAACGCUUGACGUCGGAUAUGAAGAAGUCGACGGAGAAAUACACCGCCGCCGUGAUCAGAAGAGGAGCGCGGUGGGUAGCCUUAGCCUCUGCCUUGAUUGCUUCCUGCCAUUCGUUGAAUAGUAUGCUCAAGUUUAGCAUUUGCUUCGGGUUCUCCGGAAAUUCCCAAUCGAGAUCCAUCCCGACAAAACCGAGAUUCCGCGCCACCUCCAAGGCCUUGGGAUUUAAUAAAUUAAAUAUAAUUUCUUUUGUGUGGACUUUGGCUUGUGGAUUUGAUGGUGCUAGUAAGAACAGGUUAUGAAAUUCAUUUGGUUAUGAUUUGCUGUUUCUUUUAUCUGUGUUUCUGAUUAUGCUGUCAGCAGUGGGGAUAGUUCUAGAUGGAAAUUUUCGUUCUGUGGCUUAAGGUGAUUUCUCUUUCAAUUUCACAUGGGUUUCUCUUUGUAUGUGUUGUUGCCUUCUCUAGAAUUACUAUUUGUUCUUGGCUUUGUAUCUUUUUUUGUUUUGUUUUGGCUUUUUUGGUUUUUGAUUCUUUUUUUCUUACGCUUUAUUGUUGCAGGUUGUUUGGUAACCAUUUAAUACUCUUAUAUCUUCUAUUUUCUGCUGCAAUGGAAAUGCAAUUAAUAUUUUGUAACAUUUGGUUCUUUGUGUAGAUUUUGUUUUGUUUAGUUUAUAUUUUUACCUUUGCUGGAGUGUUCUUGCCUACAUCUUUUGUUUUGUUUCUCAGUUUAAGAUCAAGAAGCUUUAGGUGUGAGAUUUUAUAUUUAUUCUUUUUGAAAACCAUAUGAUCUUUGUUGUUUGCUAGGGCUUUUUGUGUUUUGUUGAGCUAUGUUAGAUCUGAAUAGCUUCUUUAUUCAUCUUAAAUAGGUUGUGUGUUGCCUUCAGUGAUGCUUGCUUUGGUUGUGAUCUUAAGAGGGAGAGAAUAUGGAAUGAAAUGGGUUGUUUGUA
This is a messenger RNA of Rubroshorea leprosula, 1187 nucleotides long. The record is from the annotation of a GenBank genome assembly. Lineage: Eukaryota; Viridiplantae; Streptophyta; Magnoliopsida; Malvales; Dipterocarpaceae.